Messenger RNA from Aspergillus tanneri, 2439 nucleotides. RefSeq names its product RINT-1 family protein. NCBI's taxonomy places the organism in Eukaryota, Fungi, Ascomycota, Eurotiomycetes, Eurotiales, Aspergillaceae. The record is from RefSeq and is a predicted model, not a curated record. Gene Ontology annotation, biological process: retrograde vesicle-mediated transport, Golgi to endoplasmic reticulum; regulation of ER to Golgi vesicle-mediated transport; endoplasmic reticulum to Golgi vesicle-mediated transport. The transcript has 5 exons. Bases 1 to 2439 code for a protein of 812 amino acids. Gene Ontology annotation, cellular component: Dsl1/NZR complex.
AUGGCCUCGCCGACGUCUGCACUGUCUCCGCAUGAGAGAACCAGAGUCGAGGAUUACCUGAAUGACAAAAUUCAGGUUUCUGCGGAUUUUGAGAGUCUCGAUUCGUUGUUAUCGAGCCUCCGUGCCCAGCAUGAGCUGCAGCGGAAGCAGCUAGCUGAAGCUCAGGAAGUUCUAUCGAAUGCCACUAAGUCAUCGUACGACUAUGCCGAAGCCACUCGAAAACGAGCCGCGGCGUUUCAGGAACAGCAGGCGGACAUUGACAGUCGCUUGAAGGCCAUUACCAAGUCGGAUGCCAGCGAUGAGGCUGCCAAGCGGUUUGAAGCGGGAAUAGAGAAGUUACAGAGACUUGAGAUCUCAAGGGGUUACGUAUCGUUGCUCAAGGAAGCAGAGGAACUGAGCAAGGAGGCUCUGAAGAACAUGCAGUCCACACCUCAGUUGGCCAUCAGGCCCUACUCGCGGCUCCGGAAUAUUGUUCACUCAUUGGUCGAGGCCCAACCUGCCGCUGAAGGCGCCGCUCCCCAUCUGGUUGACUACGUAGGAAAAUUGACAUCGGUGCUGAGGGAACAGAUGAAAAGCGACUUUACCAGGUGGCUUCAGGAAACGCUGGAACAGGUGAAGUGGCCAUCGAAGGAUCUGAACUUUCCGGAGAGUCUCCAGAUACAGUGGAAAGAAAAUGUGGAAUUGCUCCUUGACCUGCAGAUCCCGGAAUUGAAGGGUCGUGGCACUGUUCCAAGCCGACCGAAUGCUGAACCGUCUAUCUUGCUUCCUUUAGAGGCAAUGGUUCGUCCUCUGGAACUUCGCUUUAAAUACCACUUUAGUGGCGACAAGCCAACCAAUCGACUCGACAAGCCGGAGUACUUCCUAUCUCACAUAUUGGAUUUAAUCAACAACUUCGGGGGCUUCUUUACUUCCUUCCUACAACCUAUCUUUGAUGAAAAAGCACAGGCUGUCGGGUCCGAUCUGGAGUGGAAUUUUCACGAUGCCUCGCACGCCUACAUCACGGCGCUCUUGCCAAUGCUAAGGCAGAAAAUAAUGACAUCCCUUCCUCAGAUUUCAGAACACCCGCAACUGUUGAGCCACUUUGUCCAUGAACUCAUGAAUUUCGACAACGAAAUUCGCGAGAGCUGGAAUUAUCUGCCGGAUCCUUACACCGAUGAGAGCUGGAAGGGAAUUACCUGGGACAUUCUUACAAAGGAAGGCUGGUUUGACCGCUGGCUUCAAGUCGAGAAGGAUUUUGCACUAGCUCGGUAUAAGGAGAUUGUCGAAGCACCGGACAGUGGCCAUAUCGACUACGAUGGUGUCGAACUCUCCGCAACCAAACCCACGAAAGCUGCCAUUCGCGUGAAUGAUCUUCUGGAAACAAUCACGGAGCGUUACCAGCCACUGUCGUCGUUUAGCCAGAAGCUCCGCUUUCUCAUCGACAUUCAGAUCACGAUUUUCGAUCAAUUCCACGAACGUUUGCACUCGGCACUGGAGGCCUAUCUCGCCAUGACUUCGACCAUUGGUCGCACCGUGCAAGGUACUGACGGACAAGCGGUUGAAGGAGUUGCGGGGUUAGAGCGACUUUGCCGAGUGUUCGGAAGCGCUGAGUACCUCGAAAAGAAGAUGGAAGACUGGGGCAACGAAGUGUUCUUCGUCGAGCUCUGGUCGGAGCUCCAAGAGCGAGUCCGGCAGAACCGGGACGGGGGCAAGAACGUCGCUGGCUCGAUGUCCGUUGCAGACGUCGCAUCGAGGACCUCGCAGGCCGUCACCAAUGGUUACGAAGAUGGGGCCAAGGGCGGCCCUACAGACGGCGCGCUGUUCGAUGAGACUGCCUCCGCAUACCGUCGUCUACGACUCCGCUCCGAGUCCAUCAUUACGUCGACCCUCACCUCCAACACGCGGUCAGCCCUGAAACCAUACUCCCGCGUGUCAACCUGGACCACCAUCCUAGCACCCUCGAUGUCAUCGACCGGCCCUCUUCCUCCAACCGCCCACCUCACUCCGGUCAUGCGGACGUUGUCGGCCGAGAUCUCAUUCCUAUCUCGCUCCUUGGGCAUUGCACCGCUUCGCCGUAUCAUGCGGCAGGUGCUCCUGUCCAUCCAAACGUAUCUCUGGGGCAACAUUCUCAUGCGCAACACGUUCUCGGCGGCCGGAGCAGCGCAGCUCGUAAGCGACGUCGAUCAUCUCUGCAGCGUUGUUGAUGCUGCUAUGGGGCCGGCCACCCCGACCGGCGGAUCUGCGAAGGUCCUGCAGAAACUGAGCGAGGGUCUUCUCCUUCUCGGAUUGACGGCGGGAGACAGUUCAGCAACGCCUCGGCCCGAUCUGUGGGGGGUCGAAAAGAGGCUCUUUAAAGAUAAUGAAAGCGCCCGGGACGUUCUGACGAAGCUGGGGGUUGAAUCACUGACAGAAGCAGAAGCCCGAAGUGUACUGGAGAGACGCGUUGAGAUAGGGAGUUGA